Messenger RNA from Batrachochytrium dendrobatidis JAM81, 1273 nucleotides. RefSeq lists its product as uncharacterized. The transcript has 3 exons. Lineage: Eukaryota; Fungi; Chytridiomycota; Chytridiomycetes; Rhizophydiales. Gene Ontology annotation, cellular component: plasma membrane; endomembrane system; SNARE complex. The record is from RefSeq and is a predicted model, not a curated record. The coding region runs from base 34 to 1104 and encodes 356 amino acids. Gene Ontology annotation, biological process: intracellular protein transport; exocytosis; vesicle fusion. Gene Ontology annotation, molecular function: SNARE binding; SNAP receptor activity.
CAGGUCGAUUGACUGCUGCAGUUAUUAUUUCGUAUGUCUAGAGAUCGUUUGAACGAAGUUAGGAAUGGUAACAGUCGUGAAAACCUUGGAGGUUUGUCAUCAUCCCGCAGUAUUCCACAGGGCCAGCAGCAGUAUUCUCAGCGGGGAGAUAGUGGUCGUUCGUCUCCUUAUGCCGACCGCAACUAUGCUCGUGGCACUAACCUGACACAGUCCCGAAAUGAAAACAGCUAUGAGAUGUCAGGUAGAACCAAUCCUCCCAGAAGCGCUCCUCGCAAUGGCGGCGGUGAUUUCUAUAGCGAGGUUGAUGAAAUUCAAGCAUCUAUCGAUGCAAUCAAUCGCUCCGUUGCAAGUAUUGAGCAGCUACAUAAGCGUGCACUUGUUGGUGUAAGCCAAGAUGAAUCGUCUCGUAUCAACAGAGAGCUUGAUUCAACACAGACAGAGACCAGUAAUCUUAUUGCAGAUGCACGACGUCGUUUACAGCGCAUUUCCAAUGAAACCAAGUCCAUGAAAGGUGGCGGUGACUCUCGUUCUAGACAAAAUCAGCAAUCUGUGCUGGCACAGAAACUCAUGGAUGCAGCCCAGCGAUACCAGAACAUUCAGGUAACAUACAAGCAAAAGUAUCGUCAGCGCAUGGAACGAGAGAUUCGUAUUGCUCGUCCAGAUGCCACACGUGAUCAAAUCGAACAGGCAUUGGACUCUCGUAAUGGACCAGUUUUUUCACAGGAAAUGCUGUCCAGCCGUGUUGGCGAGCAGCGUCGGGCUCUCCAAGAGGUUCAGGGUCGGCAUGUCGAGCUGCGCAAAAUGGAAGAGUCGAUUGAAGAACUUGCACAGCUUUUCCAAGACAUGCAGGUUCUGCUAACUGCUCAGCAAACUACCAUUGACACGAUUGACACACAUGUGGAGAAUGCAGUUACAUAUGUACAAGAGGGAGACAAGGAAUUGACACAGGCGAUCCGGCAUAGAGAAGCAUCGCGCAAAAAGUGGUGGAUCUUGACGGGUAUUAUUUUUGUGAUUCUCGUGGCAUUGGCAAUUGUAUGUUAUGUGCAACGAUGCCAGUUCUUUGGUGUGUGUGAGGCGAAGCCAGCGCCUGCUGCUUCUCGUUAAAUCAUACGAUUUAAGGCUAGUUGGUCAAGGCUCUUUGAUUUCUAUAUACAAACAUGUGCUUAAGCUUUCUCAUUUUAAUCAAACCCUGCAGCCUAUUUCCAUCUGAUACUAUUUACAGUUUCCACUUUUUAUUUCAAUAGCGAAUUAAAAUAAGUUUGAUCUCUCCAUG